Messenger RNA from Microsporum canis CBS 113480, 732 nucleotides. RefSeq lists its product as hypothetical. Gene Ontology annotation, biological process: nucleolar large rRNA transcription by RNA polymerase I. The transcript has 2 exons. Gene Ontology annotation, cellular component: RNA polymerase I upstream activating factor complex. The coding region runs from base 1 to 732 and encodes 243 amino acids. The record is from RefSeq and is a predicted model, not a curated record. NCBI's taxonomy places the organism in Eukaryota, Fungi, Ascomycota, Eurotiomycetes, Onygenales, Arthrodermataceae. Gene Ontology annotation, molecular function: RNA polymerase I cis-regulatory region sequence-specific DNA binding.
AUGGACGAAGGAAUGGAAGUUGAACCAGUAGAACAAGGGGAGGUGAUGGGCGCCAACCUAAGAAAGGGACCAAAGUUUCGGCAUGCAAAUGUUUAUGAUGCUGUUGCAGGGCGCAUCGCAACGGAUAAAUCCCUUAACAAGUCUUCAUCUCUUGCUAACGACUACAGUGGUAUCUCGUCAACACGGAUUUUCCCAGCUGUAGCACCGGAGGAAGUUUUAUUUCGGAAACAAAAUGCCCCCAUAAGGUACAUGGAAAAUGAUAUCUAUUUUGCCAACGAAAACAUCCCCGAUGAUCAGCCUUUGCCAGACUCCGACUUGCUAAAGGCUAUUCAUACGUAUACUUCGGACUUGUAUGCAAACAGAACAGUGGAUUGCGGUCGGUCUGCAUGGCGUAGCAUGGACGAAACUGCUCUGAUCGCUCUGGGGUUUUUGCUCGAAGAGGCAGCCGUCGAAGCUCUUGAGGAAACGGGAGAUAUGGCCCUCGUAGAGGGUGAGGUGGCCAGUGAUUAUGAGUCUGCAGCGGAAGUGUCCUCUGUGAGAUCUCGCCAAACAUCCGUUUCUGCCUUUAGUACGCGGUCUAGGGUCGACGGGUAUAGCAGUGGAGGCUUCGAUGGCGAUACUCCGAAACUGGCGCAUCGACAAAGGAACAGGAAACGACGUCGGCUGAAUAGUUUAUCAGCCACGCAGCCUGGCUCAGAGAGAUCAAUUAGUCAAUCGCCAGCGGCCUCGUAA